This is a messenger RNA of Moneuplotes crassus, 913 nucleotides long. The record is from the annotation of a GenBank genome assembly. NCBI's taxonomy places the organism in Eukaryota, Ciliophora, Spirotrichea, Euplotida, Euplotidae.
AUGUAUAGCUUUAAGGCAUGCCUCAAAUCGAUCUCCGAAUUUAUUUCAGAUAUUAUAGUAUCAACUAGCUUUGACAUUUCAAGGCCUACGAUCGCAUUCCAUGGGGCCAACUCUAUGAUGUCCAUGUCUUUAGUGGGGGAUUUAAGAAGGUUGACCUUGACCGUUUUGCAAAUCUCUUUGGCUUUUAACAGAAAUUUAAUUUUAAAAGAGCUGCUACAGAUCACAUUUUCAACAACUCUGUCCUUUGGUACAAAGGGCUUAGUGGUUUUCUUAGUGGACUUGGGAAUAUUUGGGUUCUCUAUCCCCUUCUUUGGAGCAGCCUCAUGACCAUGCACCUUACUCUUUCUCUCAGCCGCGACUGCAGAGGGAGUAGUACGGUCAAAAGCAUCACUUCUUGAAUUUUUAGUCAAAUCACUUGCCAUUGAAGUGUUAGAUUUAUCUGUCAUUGCAGAGGUAACUGCUUCAAAUUUAUUUAUUCUUCUGAAAAUUCUUGUAUGGAUGAUUCUGAAUCCUGUUUUUGUUAUUUACGAAACUUAUUGUCCUCUUUCUUCAAUGAAUUGGUAAGGUAAUCUUCAGGGCUAUCCCACUCAUUAUAAUAUUGAGACUGCCUGAAGUCUCUCUUACUAGUAGUUUCGCUCUGAAUGCUAAUAGUAUCUUCAUCUUUCUUCCUAUUAUCAAAUUUUUUCUGUCCGCCAUAGUAUUUCUUCCACCCCUUGUGAUUGUUGGGCUUAGUGUCAAUAAGUCUGUUCUCUUCAACAUUUUGCGUCUGGCAGGAGACUGUAUCAAAAUUACUAGUAUUGGAGGACUGGAAGUUCUUUCUUCUUCCUCCUCUGUGGCCUUUAUAACCUCCGCGUCCUCUGCCUCUACCUCUUCCUCUGCCUCUGCCGCGUCCCCUAUAAUAUCUAUUCCCUUG